Molecule: messenger RNA, 6098 nt
Organism: Nymphaea colorata (pocket water lily)
Lineage: Eukaryota; Viridiplantae; Streptophyta; Magnoliopsida; Nymphaeales; Nymphaeaceae
Product: histone-lysine N-methyltransferase ATXR7
Exons: 21
Coding region: 401-4429 (1342 amino acids)
Cellular component (GO): Set1C/COMPASS complex
Molecular function (GO): protein binding; histone H3K4 methyltransferase activity
Source: RefSeq, a predicted model, not a curated record
UCGCUCGCACAAUUGAAGAUGCUAUAGGCGGGGCUAAUGGCAAACACCAGAAAACCCGAUCGAUAUUUGUGAAUCUGCAAGGACAAGUUCUUGCCUGCAGACCACGGAAAGGGUGCGCUAUCGAACGCGACGCUUUCACCGCCUUUGUCUUCUCUCCCCUUUCCUCUCUUCAUCCGGUCGGUCCGGAGGAGGAGGGGCGGCGACCUAGCCCCUCUCUCUCUCUCUCCCUCCUCCCCCACCCCCGCACCCGCAAGGUUUGUCGCCGUUCUCCGCCCGCUGCCCCUUCUCCUGGUUUCCUCUAUUCCUUCAUCCAUCGGUCGACCGGUACUUCUUUCUUUCCCUCCCCUCGCCGUCUGAUCCUUCGUAGUUAUAGAUGCCUCCUUUCCUUGCUUAGCUCACGAUGCCUCACCCAGUCCAAGCCUCAGCCUCAUUGAUCUCUUCCGGGGUUGCUUACACGGCCUCAUGCUAUGAGAUAUUCAUGAAGACAGUUGGAUCAACCUUUUCACCAUGUGAGGCAAUUCAAGAUGAAGCUGGCGUCUCUUCAUAUAGUGCAGAUGGUUGUUUUGCCUCAGAAAAUGAAUUUGCAUUGUCAGCUGGUGAAGAACAAUCUUCAGAAGCAUUUAUGUGCAUCGGUGACAUCCACAAUGUCAAUUCGUCGGCACACAGAAAUGAAGAUGGGCACUUUCCUCAUGGGAAUGCAGCAGAGGUUCGUGGUCCUUCAUCUGGCUGCAUGUCACUCACAACUACAAGAGUGGGUAGCUCGGUCUUAGCUGAAAAUAGCUCCAUAUCUGCUACUGAUAGUAGCAGUGGUACUCCAGCUUGCUACAUAUCAGAAAAUGAAUCCUUGGGAAAGGUUUCCCUUGGAUAUUCACCUACAGUCACUGUAAGCGGAUGGAUGUAUGUAAAUGAUCGUGGACAAUUGUGUGGUCCAUACAGUCAAGAACAGCUACAUGAAGGCUUGUCAACUGGUUUUUUGCCAGGAGAGCUUCCUGUCUAUCCCGUUGUAGGUGGAGGCCUUGCAUUUUCAGUGCUGUUGAAAUCACUUAUGCCAAUCUCGGAGUGUACUGAUCCAAGUGCUCAAUGCUGUAUGGCAAAUGUGUCAACUUCAUCUCAGACUGAAGGCAUGGGUCCUGUCAAAGUGUCUCCCACUUCCAGCCAAACUACUGGCAUGCAAAACGAGGUUGCUGCUGCUUCUUGUUUUUCUACUCAAAUGCAUGUGCAGGCCCAGUCAUCCUCUUCAGUUAAUUCCCUUGAGGUAGAAAAUCAGUCACAUCAUAUGGAUUGUACUUUGAAAGAAAACGAGAUCAUGGGAGCAUCUGCUGUCCGUAAGUCAGUGGCUGUUGACGAGACAUGUUGGAUGCUUCAGGAUGGAGAGGGCAGAAGUCAUGGGCCAUAUUCUUUGACUGACCUCAAUUAUUGGCACUCCACAGGAUAUCUUCAGGAUUCCUUGAUGGUCUACCAUGUGUGUGGCAGCUAUGAAUCAACUUCUCUUGCUUCAAUAAUCAGCAAAUGGAGCACAAACAAAACAGCUAUGGAUCCUGAACUGCAAGACUUUUCUCAAGAGACAAGUUCAUCAUUGCCCAUGUUAGCUACUGUUUCUGAAGAUAUAUCUGCUGAACUUCAUACUUUAAUCAUGAAAGCUUCUCGGCGUGUAUUGCUGGAUGAGAUAAUAAAUGCUGUUGUCCAAGAAUAUAUAGUUUCCGAAAAGCAUCUGACAAAGAAUAAAGUAGAGUAUUCAAGCCAGCGAAAUGUUAAAAUCUCUAACUUCAGCAACAAAAGGUCCAAACUUGUUGGUAAAGUCAUCUCUGGCUCUGAUGUAGAUUCAAGUGGUGUCAUGUCUAGCACUUCCCAUUCUAAAAGAUCUCCCAGGCAUGACAAAUCCGUUAUGAAUACAGAAAAUUUACGUGGAAUAUUACUAAUAGCUCGAGAAGUGUAUGUGGAAGCAUGCAAGCGUGUAAUUUGGGAUUCUGUAUUUUCUGAGGCUGUCGAAGAUUGUAUUGGUCGAUGGCGUAAGAAAAAGCUGUGGUCAAGACAGUCACAUAGGGCUAGGACCAUGGUUUCUCUUCAGUCCAAUCUGGCUCAGAUGAAGUCAGAAUCUACUGGAUCUGAACCGAACUGGCAAGCAGGCUUCAAACUAAUAGCAGGCACAGGAAUACAUCAAGGCCAUUCAAAUGUAAGCUCAGAAGUUAGGCCUGCUGAUCACUUGCUAAGUGGAUUUUAUCCAGAAAAUGCAGCAGAACCCUUUCUGGAUCAAGGCAUAUGCCAAAAGAGCAUGCAAUAUGUUCGGGAAAAAGUGGAAUCUGCACUUCAUUUGUCUGUUGUUGAGUCUUUCCAUGAUAUUUAUCUUGACCUUGUCAAAUCAGAAGGCAUGAAUGCUUCAGCUGAUUUGAAUGCUAUGGACAUGGAUUAUGUUGUUGGCUCUUCUGCUGCUGCUUGCUUGUGUUCUCUGGAUUCUUCUGAUACUGGGUUUCUCUCUGGUGGAGCGAAUGUCUCUUUGGUUGGUCAAGCUGAUGGCUGUCCAAUGAUAACUGAUCUAUUUAACUAUCAGUGUCCAAAGCUACAUAGUAUCUGCUCGCCUUUGGUUGCUGCCUUUCAGAAAAUGAGUAUGCCUAUAUCUGAUGAUGUGGAAAAAGAAGAGUCUGAUGAGCCUUAUCCCCCUGGUCUUGAUAUAGACGUGAAGCCUGUCACAGCUCAGAAAAUUAAGUUCCAUCCUAUGAAAUCAUAUGCAAACUUCUCUGAGAUGGACAUGUACGUUGCAUUUGCAAUGUGCAGGCAGAAAUUACAUAAUGAUGUGAUGCAGGAGCUAAAACUUGCUAUACUGGAUGACAAGGUUCUAGAGAGUGGCUUGAGGUCACAGGGUAUUCUUAUGGAUCACAAUGAGGAUCCAUUGACUAAUGGCAGGGAAGAGUGUGUUCCUUCUGUUUCCUCUCAAGACAUACUAAAAUCACAACAAUUUCAAAGAGUGAGGAACUUGUCGGGAGCGCCUGCGGGAGCCAGUACAAAUACAUAUUUUCGGAAGAAAAAGUUAUCAAAGAAAAGAUCAAAUUCCCCACUCCAAGGAGGUGAGAUAAAGUUGUUGGUCCAUCCAUUGGACAGGACAGGAGAUUAUAGUACAGCUGGUGGAACAACUGAAAAAAGGGAAGUGGAUGGUACUCAUCUAAGUCAUUCCAAAAGGAAGAAAAUGAAAUUAAAAGUGGAUUCUGCAGCAAUUGUUCCUUCCAAAAGGAGGCAGAAUGUUGUAUCUAAAGAUGAUCUUGCUGUAACUGUUCCUCCGAAAAGGAGGCGGAAUGAUGGGUGCUUGACAAAAAGAGCUACUCAUCUCCCAAGGAAACCUGUUGCUGCCCAGCAGUUUUAUUCAACGUCACCCCCUUCUAUUUCAGAAGUUGCUGCUGCUUCCAAUCCUGGCAUUCUCUCAUUGAAUAAUGAGCCAUAUAUCAUUGGUCCUGAAGAUGAUUUAUCAAUUUCCAGGUCAUUUAGCUUGAAAGGAGGUGGUGUUUUAAUGCAAAAAAGUGCUGUCGAUGAAAAAAAAGCCUCUGUGAAUAAAUCCAUCAAGUUCAAGAAAAGACUUGCUCAGCAGGGCUCCUCAAAGCCAUUGUCCAUGAAGGUGCCGCAUUUGGUUAAAGAAGCGUCAUCUGCCACAUCACAGGACCAAGGGUUAACUGUCUUGACUUGUCAAAAGAAAAAGGAAUUACUGAAAAAGAAGGCAAAGCCACAUAAAGGAAGAAACAUGCUUUUAUGCCCAAAAUCAGAUGGCUGUGCACGGUCUUCCAUUGAUGGCUGGGAAUGGCGUAGAUGGUCCACAAAUGCCUCUCCGUCUGAAAGAGCUCGUGUUAGAGGGGCAAAAUGUUCUUCUCCAGUUCAGAUACCGGGUUUUGAAGUUACUGUAAAUCAGAGCUCUAACAGUAAAGGCUUAUCUGCAAGAACUAACAGAGUUAAGCUGCGAAAUCUAGUGGCUGCUGUGGAGGGUGCAGAGCUACUCAGAGUUACUCAGUUGAAGGCAAGGAAAAAACGUCUACGCUUUCAAAGAAGCAAGAUUCAUGACUGGGGAUUGGUUGCUCUUGAGCCAAUUGAACCUGAGGAUUUUGUGAUUGAGUAUGUGGGGGAGUUGAUCCGUCCUCGGGUGUCUGACAUACGGGAGCGACUCUAUGAAAAAAUGGGAAUUGGUAGCAGUUAUCUUUUUAGAUUAGAUGAUGGUUAUGUGGUUGAUGCUACCAAGUGUGGUGGAAUAGCUAGGUUUAUAAAUCACUCGUGUGAGCCUAAUUGCUACACAAAAGUCAUAACUGUUGAGGGACAGAAAAAGAUAUUUAUUUAUGCAAAGAGACUAAUACAUGCUGGUGAGGAGCUUACUUAUAAUUACAAGUUCCCCCUUGAAGAGAAAAAGAUCCCUUGCAAUUGCGGUUCUCGGAGGUGCCGUCGCUCACUGAAUUAAGGUGUAAAUAAAUCAUGUGUGAUGCACCCGGAAUGCUUGGUUAUGGCUGCUGUCAUGCCAAACUGUGCACUUCCUAGUACGUGCUUAAUGAUAAGCAUUUCUUCGAGUUGAAUUUGUGCUGGGAGUCAUCGAAUGGAUAGCUUCUGAUUGGAUAGAAGUGUCUGAAACAUGUAAUGACUUCCUCAUUGGUUGAUUGCUUAUGAAGGAAGUCUGGGAUGCUUUUGUCUGUAACAUGUCUCCUGAGGCCGUACCCUUGGCUUGCUAUCAAUCUAUACUCAUGGAGCAAUUUUAUAGGGAAAGAUGGCCUCAGCAAGAAUUUGUGCGUUCAUCAUGGCUUUGUGGACCUCUCUUGAGCAAAGUUCAGAGUUGAAGAUCAUCACUCGAUUGUGAUUGUUGGAUCUCUAUGUAAACAAGUGAUCCGUUUCUCACAAUUUGGAGAUUUUGAACGGUAAUACGAGUGCUCUUGUUUGUGGGUUGGAAAUCUUGAGUUACCCUUUUGCAGAUGGAAGACAUAUUCUUCACGAUGUCUUUCUGCCUCGGGCAAUCCGGGUGUAAAGGAGCAAGACUAAGUGAACAGUAUCUCUGUGCAAUACGUGUUAACUUUCACUUUCAGAAUAAAAGCAAACCGUCUCAUCUUGCUAUCUACAAAUAUUGUGCAUAAUGCCUUGUUUGCCUUGGGAGGUGCUGCUUUAUUUAUCCAAAAGCUAUGUCGAUCUCAGUUUCUAGAGAGAGUGAACAUAAUGUGUUGUUUAAGUGUCCUCUACCGCAUGUACUAGUAAAGACCACUACUACUUCAUGGUUCCUUGACAAACAAAAUUCCAACUUCACUCGUGUACUUCACUACCAGCUUGUUGGAUCUCGCCUCUGUGCCCUUGACUACCAGUAUUUUAUUUCUGGCCCAACGCUACCAGAGGACAUGCACUGCUUAGGUGGUGAGGAAUUUUUGUCUUCUAUGUCGUUCGUUGAUACUGGAUUUUUGAAUAUUUACACAUUUCAAGCCUCAGAAUUGUUAGGCAGAUUGACGGCAAUUGCUGUUCCCUGAACAGGUUACAUUUUAGCGUAGGUGUUUCCUCUUGGUUGCGAAGAGAAAGUGAAGCGUCCAAGUUUGUCGUUUAAAUACUUGGGAACUCUCACGAAACUCGCUUUCUUUUGGCUCCUAUCUUUUACAUGAAUUUAGUACGAAAACUGGUUUUUGACCAAAUUUUGUAUUUAUGGUAUAUUUCUUGCCUGCAGGAACUGUAAGAAAGGCUCAGUCUUAAACAAUACCAAAAUGCAUGGGCCUAUAGAGGGAAGAAAUUCUGGUGCUUUAUGGAUGGACAAUAAGCAUGUUCUCUUGUUACGGUCCUUAUGAUGGGAUAGUUAGUAGAUGGCAUUCUAUCAAGAUUUUCAUCGUACAACUGCCAUGCAAAAUAUAGCCAAAGGAAAAAAAAAAGGAGACGCCGCAUAAAGAUGAUAUACUUAGUUUCUUCUUGCAUAUUUUUGUUGAAGUAAAAUUUGCUAUUGGGAUGUAUUUUUUUUAUAUGAUUCAUAUUUUUGAGCAACUUUGAAUUAUGUGUUGUAGUACCACACUUCAUAUGGAAAUUUGCUAGGUGACUUUUCAAAUUUCUUGAAUUUGGUAGUUAGUUAAUUACUGAUACAUUUCCAUCUUGAAUGCAUCUGAUUUGUUCUA